CAUAAAAACCGAUGGUGGCCACACGCAGUUACAACAUACUCACGGAGACCUCAUUAUAGGUGCACUGUGAGAGGUUAUAAGGCAAAGUAAUUAUUUUAUUUUUCUAAAGGAAGACAAACACCGAAUCAAAAAUGCGUGAGUGUAUCUCUGUGCAUGUGGGACAGGCUGGAGUCCAGAUGGGCAACACCUGUUGGGAGCUGUACUGCUUGGAGCAUGGGAUCCAGCCUGACGGCACGAUGCCCAACAACAAGUGUGUUGGAAGCACGGACGACUCCUUCACGACGUUCUUCAGCGCCACCGGCACUGGGAAAUACGUGCCCCGUGCCAUCUUUGUAGAUCUAGAGCCCACUGUCAUUGAUGAGGUGCGCACAGGUACCUACCGCCAGCUGUUUCACCCCGAGCAGCUCAUCUCAGGGAAAGAGGAUGCAGCCAAUAACUACGCCCGUGGCCACUACACCAUUGGCAAGGAGAUCAUCGACCAAGUGCUGGACAGAAUCCGCAAACUGGCUGACCAGUGCACUGGACUCCAAGGUUUCCUGGUGUUCCACAGCUUCGGAGGUGGAACCGGCUCGGGGUUCACCUCCCUGCUCAUGGAGCGCCUCUCAGUUGACUUUGGGAAGAAGUCCAAGCUGGAGUUUGCCAUCUACCCUGCUCCCCAGGUGUCCACUGCUGUAGUGGAGCCCUACAACUCCAUCCUGACCACCCACACCACCUUGGAGCACUCUGACUGUGCCUUCAUGGUGGACAAUGAAGCUAUCUAUGAUAUCUGUCGUAGAAACCUGGACAUUGAGCGUCCCUCCUACACCAACCUCAACAGGCUCAUCAGCCAGAUUGUCUCCUCCAUCACAGCCUCCCUCCGGUUUGAUGGGGCCCUGAAUGUGGACCUGACAGAGUUCCAGACCAACUUGGUGCCUUACCCCCGUAUCCACUUCCCCCUGGCCACCUAUGCCCCGGUCAUCUCUGCUGAGAAAGCUUACCAUGAGCAGCUGUCUGUGGCUGAGAUCACAAACUCCUGUUUCGAGCCAGCCAACCAGAUGGUGAAGUGUGACCCACGUCAUGGGAAGUACAUGGCCUGCUGCCUGCUUUACCGUGGUGAUGUGGUGCCCAAGGAUGUCAACGUAGCCAUCGGCAACAUCAAGACCAAGCGAAGCAUCCAGUUUGUGGACUGGUGUCCCACUGGCUUUAAGGUUGGUAUCAACUACCAGCCACCAACUGUGGUGCCUGGAGGAGAUCUGGCCAAGGUCCAGAGGGCUGUGUGCAUGUUGAGCAACACCACCGCCAUUGCUGAGGCCUGGGCCAGGCUUGACCACAAGUUUGACCUGAUGUACGCCAAGAGGGCCUUUGUACACUGGUAUGUAGGAGAGGGCAUGGAGGAGGGAGAGUUCUCAGAGGCCAGAGAAGACAUGGCAGCCCUGGAGAAGGAUUAUGAAGAGGUUGGCAUCGACUCAUUCGAGGAGGAGGAGGAAGGAGAGGAGUAUUAGGAACGAGGAGCAGUUCAAAGGAGGGACUGGUCGUCUGUUGGCUAACAUAUCACUGAGAGAUAUAGACCUGCCUUGACCUCGAAGUGGGGAAUGCCCUGCUGCUUCCCCUCAAUGCUUUGUGUAAUGCCAUUAAUGCAGUUUCUUCACCAAAGACACACUACCAUCUGAAACAUCAUGUCUGACAAUCUCUUGUUGACUAAGAAACUGUACUGAACCUUAAAUAUUAAGGGGUCUGAAAUGUUUUCUUGAAGUUGACUAUUGGUCUGAACCAUUCAGAUCUGUCCUAAACACAAAUCGCUGCCAAGCAACAACCACAAAUAAACAUGGUGUUAAGUCUCAAUGAAUGUAAUUCAGUAUCUCCAAUUUGGGGAAUUAUUUAGGAUUGUAAAAAUAAGCUACCCUGAAUCUAAUUUGUUUACAGAUUUGAGAUUUUAUUGUCCUUUCUUUUCUUUUAGAGUUUUAUCACAUCAGGUUACUGUGGCUGUAACCCCUCCUUUGUAAAUAAAGUUUGUUUUAUCUCA
Molecule: messenger RNA, 2002 nt
Organism: Esox lucius (northern pike)
Lineage: Eukaryota; Metazoa; Chordata; Actinopteri; Esociformes; Esocidae
Product: tubulin alpha chain
Exons: 4
Coding region: 132-1481 (449 amino acids)
Biological process (GO): mitotic cell cycle; microtubule cytoskeleton organization
Cellular component (GO): microtubule; cytoplasm
Molecular function (GO): GTP binding; structural constituent of cytoskeleton
Source: RefSeq, a predicted model, not a curated record